AUGUCAUCAAAUUCACCGAAAAAUUCACAACAACUACUAAUUUAUCAAUUAUAUUUAUAUUUAAAAAAUAAUGGACAUGAAGAAUCAGCUCAAACUUUAUUAAAUGAGACCAAAAUUCAAUUACCAUCAUCAAUAAGUAAUAAAAAACCCAAAAAUUCAUUUUCAAAUACAGGUUCUACUUCAAAUAAUCAAGAUGAAGAAUUUUUACAAGAAUGGUGGUCAGUUUUAUGGAGUAUGCAAAGUUCUAUAAAUCCAAAUUUAAAUCAAACUUUGAAUAAUAAUUUAUUAUCACCACAACAACAAAUAAUUUUACAACAAAGAAUGAUUCAAAGACAACAACAACAACAAGCUCAGCAACAACAACAAUUUCAACAACAAGCUCAGCAACAACAACAAUUACAACAAAUGAAUUUACAAAUGAAUCAACAAAUAAAUCAACAAAUGAAUCAACAAAUAAAUCAACAAAUGAAUCAGCCUAUAAAUCAGCAAAUGAACCAACCUGUUAAUCAACCUGUUAAUCCAACAAUCAACUUGCAACAACCUCCUCAACCAAGACAACAACAACAACCACCACCACAACAACAGAUACCUCCAUCAAAUCAACAACAACUUCAACAACAGAAACAGAGACAAGCGCAACGUCCUUCACAACCACCACAAGGACCUCAACAAGUUUCUCAACCACAACAAUCUAUAUCCCAACAACAAUCACCUCCUACUCAACAACCAACGCCUAAAGUUCAACCUGGUAAAGCUCAACAUCAAAGACAAAGAUCACAAGCAAGUACACAAGGUGGUCGUAAAAAUUCAAAAUCUCAAAUACAAAAAACUAGUGGUAAACAAAAUGAAUCCAUAACUCCUUUACAACAACAAGGAACUCCAGUUCAAAUACCUGCUAAAACACCAACUAAUAAGAGUAAUUUAUCAACACCUCAGCAACAGCAGCAACAACAAAACCAGGCCAACAUCAAUCAAAUGCAACAACAAGCUAGAUUACAACAAUUGAAAUUACAAUUUCAGCAACAAGCUAUGUUGCAACAACAACAACAAUUACAAAACCAACAAAAUCUUCAAAACCCGCAACAACCACAACAAAAGCAACAAAGAACUAUAAAUCAACAAGCACCUGGUUUUAUGCCUGGUCAACAGAAUCAGACACAAAAUCAAAAUGCAGUACAAGCUCCUCCUAAUAUGAUGAAUCAACAGGGCCAAGGACAACAAAUUCCGCCUCAACAGCAACAAGCGUUACAGCAACAAGCACUACUACAACAACAACAAGCUCAAUCAAAGUCUAACUCAGCUAACCUACCUCAACAACAAACCGCAAGAAAUGGUGCAAUUCCUCAUAGAAAUAGUCAAAAUUUAAGUCCAAAACUGAAUAACAGCGCUGCACCUCCAUCUAAUAAUCGACCGAAUCAAAAUCAACAAACCAAUAAUGUUCAACCAAAUAAUAAGAGAAAUAUUCAAUCUUUAGAUGCGUAUCAAAUGACAUUAUUGCAAAUGGAAAAUCAAAAUAAUAUACAAAGACAAAGGUAUUUACAACAACAACAACAACAGCAACAGCAACAACAACAAACACAACAACAACAACAACCCAUACAAAAUAAUACGUCACAACAGCAGCAACAACCCCCCAUUCAACAAAAAAAUCCAAUUCAAUCACAACAACCUCAACAACAAAUAUCUGGUGAUAAUAGUGCUCAAUUAGAAGCUUUAUUUUCAUCAUUACCAGUACAACAAGUUCCACUACCUCCACAACAAGAACAACAGCAAGAACAACAAAAUAAUCAAAAAUCAUUACAAGAUCAAUUUAAAUUUCCAACAAAUGAUAAUAAUGUAAUUGAUGAUUCAUUUUUUUCAACACAAUUAUUACUUGAUGAUUUUCAAAAUUUACCUACAUCUACAACAAAUCAAGAUCAAAAUAAUAAUACUGGUAAUAAUGCAAGUAAUGGAGUCAUGUUAAAUGGUGAUGAUGUUAAAUUUGAUGCAAUUUCAGAAAGUUUAGCUGGAACUGAUUGGUUUAAUGCAAUGGGAUCAGGUCCAGGAUUUGAUUAA
Messenger RNA from Lodderomyces pseudojiufengensis, 2055 nucleotides. It is a transcript of the gene MSS11, whose product is annotated as Mss11p. NCBI's taxonomy places the organism in Eukaryota, Fungi, Ascomycota, Pichiomycetes, Serinales, Debaryomycetaceae. The transcript has a single exon. Bases 1 to 2055 code for a protein of 684 amino acids. Gene Ontology annotation, molecular function: protein binding. The record is from RefSeq and is a predicted model, not a curated record.